GAAUUGAACCUCAAAAAUUAUUUACACCAAAAAUGUUUUUUAAAAUUUGAGAGCUUGGAUAGAAAACAACCCAAUCGAGGCUAGAGCACCAUACCAACCUAGGGUGAUAUGGUAAGGCUUCAAAGCCCAAUUAUAUAUAAUUGUUCCUCAAAGAUAUCACAUGCAAUCCGAUUGAUUGAAACAUGGCUCUGCUAUUUCCUUCAUUUUCUUUGCUUGGAAUACCCCCCAGCUCAGUGUGCUUUGUUCUUGCCAAUCAGGGAAAUGGAAAAGUUACCGAUUGAUUGAUUAUCGUGACAAGAGAGGUCGGUUUCGGGCCAAUUCUAAUUCUUGUGUGGCUCUGUGUGCGUCUUCUUCUUCUUCAAUGUCGGUGUCGAAGAAGCUGGUGUGGAUUUGGACUCAGAACAAGCAUGUCAUGACGGCCGCUGUCGAGAGAGGCUGGAACACCUUUGUCUUCCCCUCGCAUUGUCGAGACCUUGCCAAUGAGUGGUCCGCUAUGGCAUUGAUACAUCCUCUCUUUAUAGAAAAAGGAGAGCUACUUGAUAGUGAGCACAAAAGAGUUGCCACUUUUUCUGAGAUUUCUUCUCCUGACCAAUUAGAGCAGCUCCAACCAGAGGAUGAACAAGCAGAGAAUAUUAUUGUUAAUUUACUGGAUUGGCAGGUGAUACCUGCAGAGAAUAUUGUUGCAGCUUUUCAAAGCAGUCAAAAAACAGUAUUUGCCAUCUCAAGAACCCCCGCUGAAGCUCAAAUUUUCCUUGAGGCCUUGGAGCUAGGUUUAGGUGGAGUUGUUUUAAAAGUUGAGGAUGUCAAGGCUGUCCUUGAGCUGAAGGACUAUUUUGACAGAAGAAAUGAAGCAAACAAUCUAUUAGACCUGACCAAAGCCACUGUAACUCAAGUUCAAAUGGCUGGAAUGGGUGAUCGAGUUUGCGUGGAUCUCUGUAGCCUCAUGAAACCUGGUGAAGGACUUUUGGUUGGAUCUUUUGCGAGAGGGCUAUUCCUUGUUCACUCAGAAUGCUUGGAGUCCAAUUAUAUUUCCAGCAGGCCUUUCCGAGUCAAUGCAGGGCCUGUGCAUGCCUAUGUUGCUGUUCCUGGAGGAAAGACCUCCUACCUUUCAGAGUUAAAAGCAGGCAAAGAAGUAAUCGUGGUUGAUCAAAGCGGUAGGCAACGAACUGCAGUUGUUGGGCGUGUGAAGAUAGAAACUAGACCACUAAUCCUCGUUGAGGCAAAGAGAGAUUCGGAUACUCACACUGCUUAUAGCAUCCUUCUUCAGAAUGCAGAAACAGUUGCCUUAAUCUGCUCUCAUCGAGAAAAUGGAAAUCCAACUACAGCUAUACCCGUGACAUCACUCAAAGUUGGCGAUGAAGUUCUGCUAAGAAUACAAAGUGGUGCUCGACACACGGGAAUUGAAAUUCAAGAAUUCAUUGUAGAGAAAUGAACAAUCAAAGCUAAAAAAUUGUAGUGUAUGUAACUGGUUUGUCGUGAUCAAAUGCAUGAACAUUGUUUCUUGUAAUAUGAUUCUGAGUUCAAAAACAGUUUCUAUGAAAUUAUUGCCUCCAAACA
This is a messenger RNA of Camellia sinensis, 1557 nucleotides long. Its product is annotated as 3-dehydroquinate synthase. The record is from RefSeq and is a predicted model, not a curated record. Gene Ontology annotation, biological process: aromatic amino acid biosynthetic process. Gene Ontology annotation, molecular function: oxidoreductase activity; 3-dehydroquinate synthase activity. NCBI's taxonomy places the organism in Eukaryota, Viridiplantae, Streptophyta, Magnoliopsida, Ericales, Theaceae.